UCAGUGGUCAGUGUGUUUGUACUAGGCGGAGCAGAGCGAGUGAGAGACGAUUCUAGACGCCGUCUUUUCAAUGUUUUCUGCUCGCUAAUUGCUUUUUAAAUUCUCGACGAUCUGUGUUUCAAUUUGUUGCUUCCAGGUUCUUGUAAUCAAAUUGCAAUACUAGUUAGUGCUUGGAGGCUUCACACGGUGCCGUUUCUUUGACUGCUUUUCACUUUUGUGCUUGGCUUUGGAUUGUUCACAUGUAUAGUAUGGUUUUACACUUUUUCCUCACUGAUUUGGGAGUGUGAGUUGCAUUUGCUGUUCGUUGCUCUUUUAGCAUAGUAGUGACCUUCUCCUUCUACCCUCUGCUUCAAAAGCGCCGUCGUAUAGAGAAAGCUAGUUUUGGAUGCAGAGAAGAUUGGUUUUGAACUCUGUGAGGAAAAGGAAUCAUGAGAACGCAACUUUUAGAAAUCCAACCCAGGGAACUGAAAUUUAUAUUUGAAUUAAAUAAGCAGAGCUCAUGUGCAGUACAACUUACCAACGGCACCUAUCACAAUGUUGCUUUCAAGGUUAAGACCACUUCCCCUAAGAAAUAUUGUGUGCGACCAACUAUUGGCAUUAUCUUGCCAAAAACAACUUGUGAAUUUACUGUUACAAUGCAAGCUCCAAAAUCAACUAUUAAUGAAAAGGCAUGCAAAGACAAGUUUUUAAUCCAAAGCACCGUUGUUCCUGUUGGAACAACUGAGAAGGACAUAACGUCUAAUAUGUUUGACAAAGAUGACGGCAAGUACAUUGAAGAGACAAAGCUGAAAGUUGUCCUCAUCAGCCCACCUCAAUCUCCAUUACUAUCUCCAAUUAAUGGGGUGCUUAAGCAGGAACCUACGCACGGAGCUUCAGUGUUGAGAGAUCCAGCAUUGAGAGAAGUUGAGAACACCACUCCAACUCACAUGUAUCAGGUCUCCAAGAAUGUAGAUGUCAAAUUGAUUUAUGAUCAGGAGUUUAAAAAAGAAAAGGAUAUGGAGUUGAAGCUGAACAAGGACGUGAUUGAUGAUCAGGAUUCAAAGCCAGAAAAAGAUGCUGAAUGGAUGCCAAACAAUGAUGUCAUUAAUAUUGAGGAGGUAAAACUGGCAAAGCAUGUUGACUUGAAGCCAGAAAAUAAUCCCAUUGAUGAUAAUCUGGCAAAGGAUGGACGAUUCUCUCUGCCAAAAAAUGAAGUAAAUAAAGCAGAAUUUCUAACACUAAAGGAUGCGGAAGAGUUGAAGUUUGUCAGUGAUAUUAAGGAGAUGAAGUCAAAACUGAAUGUGCUUGAAUCAAAGCUGAAUCAGGCUGCAUCUACUAUUUCAAAAUUGUCAGAGGAGACAAGAUUAAGCAUUCAGGAGAGAAAAUUUUUGCAACAUGAGCUAACAAUGUUGAGAAGUAGGACAAGCACAAAGAGAGAGCAAGUGGGAUUUCCUCUUCUUUUUGUUGUCAUGGUUGCACUUGCCAGUAUUUUUCUUGGAUUCCUUUCCCACCCAUGAAUAUGAAGCAUCACAGAGUAUAUCUAAUAUUGUUAGUAGCUAGAACAACCAACUAAUUGGAUUCUCCAAAAAAAUAGCAAGGGACUGUAAAUCUGUCCUUUUAUGGGUUUAAUUCACCCUAGGAUUGCUAAUAUUUUGAGUGUACACAUGAUGCUCUAUGAAAAUAUCGAAUUUAAAGUGCCUGAUUCUGGUAAAAAGAAAGGAGAAAGCAUAGUGUGCAAUAGUAUGUAAGAGGGUAAUCGUAAUAACAUCUUUAUCUGUUUGAUGGCCCA
Messenger RNA from Manihot esculenta (cassava), 1768 nucleotides. RefSeq names its product vesicle-associated protein 2-2. The transcript has 9 exons. The record is from RefSeq and is a predicted model, not a curated record. Gene Ontology annotation, cellular component: endoplasmic reticulum membrane; plasma membrane. NCBI's taxonomy places the organism in Eukaryota, Viridiplantae, Streptophyta, Magnoliopsida, Malpighiales, Euphorbiaceae. Bases 429 to 1496 code for a protein of 355 amino acids. Gene Ontology annotation, biological process: endoplasmic reticulum membrane organization.